Molecule: messenger RNA, 1647 nt
Organism: Spirometra erinaceieuropaei
Lineage: Eukaryota; Metazoa; Platyhelminthes; Cestoda; Diphyllobothriidea; Diphyllobothriidae
Source: the annotation of a GenBank genome assembly
AUGGGGUUGGGUACCCAACAUGGCUGUGUAGGCCAACUUCAAUUUAUCUCAUUUAUUGAUUUCUCUUAGGGCUCAGGACAUUUAGCGGCUAAAUCUUGUUUAAAGCUCGCUGCACCGUUCUGCGUUGCACUGACUAUUCUUGGAUAUCUUUUACUUCGUCUACCGUCAAUGCCGGAGUACUUUUUUCGAUUUUAAAGUUAAUCCUCAAUAGAGACCAAAGACAAUUUAUUAAAUUUCCCAAAACACUUGCUGAUCUUAAGGCGCUUGGCAGCACGCUGUCUAUGUACAAGGGGAUUUGCUAUUGGCGGAUCCUACUAACGAUUACGCUCAUCUACAUAUUGUAUCCUUUUAAUCAGAUUGAAGUAAUUGAAUGUUUAUACCUUAAGGUUGUUUUGUACGAUGCGUGUGUUCUGCCUGAUCGUUGACUUCAACUGUCUUACCAUACUAGGGAGGGAGGAAGAGCGAGAUUUUAUCAGUGGUCGACCGUAGUGUGUUGACUCCCUUAGCGUGCAUACAGCUCACCUNCUUCGAUGUAAUUGCAAAAUUAGCCGAAAUUUUAAUAAUUUCCUACCUGCGAGCUGAGAACUGUACCUGAUCGGCCUCUGAUUAGUUGCAAUACUUUACAAAUUCUGACUGCACUGUCACUUCGUUUUAUUCGUGACAAAUCAAUUUAUACAUUUAAAAGUUCGCAUAACUGAAACCUCUACCAAUUAUGCACACUCCGCCUUCUCAUACUGUUUAAGUGCCUGAAUAGCCGGGAGUAUUUUGGAUGCUACAGCAAAUGUCAUCAUCGGUCUCCAAGUCCAGUCAGCAGGAAAAUGCAAAGAGUCAACUCGCUGUCAAAAAUUACAAUUCGCCUCUCUCAUCUUUUGUUAACAUAAUUGGUCCACCCAGGCAGGAUUAACCGCACCAUCCCCUACGAAAAAAAAAUAACUUGGAUGAACGUAUACGACGUUUCAGCCUCCACUACGCACGUGUUGCGAUCGCCAAACCAGGUAAAUAGCCGUCUACCAAUGACGCACACUACGAAUUCCUUGUGGCGACGUGAAAGCCUGAGUGCACCCAAACUAUGUGCUACGUCACCUAGCUCAACAAAAGUCGCAAAAAACUGCAUCGUCACGGGCGCCUGAUAGCAGGGGUCUUGAGGCGCUUUUAUUCACACUGUCGUACCACACUGAGAUGCGCCUCGAGCAUGUGUACACAAAAUAAUCACAUGCCGCAACGGUCAUUUCUUCCUUUCGGUGCAUUCAAGUCAUGCACCAGUGCUGACAGUCUGUCCGCUAAGGUCAUGCAUUUCAGCCUCCUGCGUAUCCCCCUCCCUCCCUUUCCUGUGGGAUUAUUCACUGUUAUUUUCCUUUCAUGGAUUUGAAGCAAUGUUUUCCCGGAAUAAAUUUGAAUAAGGCAAAGGCGACAAAGCAUGCAGUAUUUACUGACGUCAUAAAUUUCGAGACCUCUCAUUCAGCUGCGUACGGUCAUUGCGUAGUUAUGUGUCAAGGCAAACUGUUUAAUCAACGAUCGACCUAGACAGAUAAAACGUGAUAGGUAACCUGAAACAUGGGUCUAGUAUGCGGGUGCAUAUGGCGAGGGGGGGGGAAAGAAGCCAUCCAAGUAUGAGAUUUAGGACUACAGUGAGAACUUUUCCGGCGU